Cavenderia fasciculata is the source of this 1419-nucleotide messenger RNA. RefSeq lists its product as uncharacterized. Gene Ontology annotation, molecular function: protein binding; metal ion binding. NCBI's taxonomy places the organism in Eukaryota, Evosea, Eumycetozoa, Acytosteliales, Cavenderiaceae. The coding region runs from base 1 to 1419 and encodes 472 amino acids. The transcript is spliced from 5 exons. The record is from RefSeq and is a predicted model, not a curated record.
AUGGCACAUUGUCUAAACUGUAAUCUACAGUUUAAUACGAUACAGAGACGUCAUCAUUGCAGACAAUGUGGAAAUAUAUUUUGUAACAAUUGUAGUAGCAAGAGACAACCACUUCCUCAACUACACUAUGAUAAACCUGUUAGAAUAUGUAACAGAUGUUGUGACCUUGCAACUUACUCUAGACAAGCUGGGUCUCUAACACCAAGUGAUCGUGUUGAAUCUGCAAAAGGAUUAUGUACUCUUACUCAUGAUACAUUGGGAAGAAAGAUGAUCAUUGCAAACUAUUUAGACAUUAUUGUUUUACUAUUAAACAAUUUUAAUGUAACUGUAUAUAAACAUAUUACAAAGGCUAUUGCCAAUUUAUCAGAGAAUGAAAUAUAUAGAAUAGAUAUUCUUGAAUCAAAUAUAUUAAGUUUAUUAUCAGAAUAUCUUUAUAAUCCACAAGGUGACAAUGAAAUUGUAUUAAAUAUAUCAAUCACAUUUGAAUACUUGUCGAUGGAGGAGAAUGCGCUCAUUAGAACACACAUUGGCGAAAAAUGCUUGCACAUUAUCGCCGAAUUAUCUCGAUCCUACAAUAACCAACUAAGACACUCAUCCUCGAUCGUAUUGUUGAAUCUGACAAAGAAUGCAAUGACACGUGACCUAAUCAUACGUGAAGGAGGUGUUCAAGCCUUUAUUGCCAUGGCACUAUGCGAAGACAUUUCAUUACAAUCUGCAUCAACUGAAGCAAUUUCUAUUUUAUCUACAAAUCGUAAGAAAAGAAAAGAAAAGAAAAGAAAAGAAAAGAAAAGAAAAGAAAAGAAAAGAAAAGAAAAGAAAAGAAAAGAAAAGAAAAGAAAAGAAAAGAAAAGAAAAGAAAAGAAAGAAAGAAAUUCUGGAUUAAUUAAUUCUAAUUAUUUGAUUAUUGUAGCAAAAUAUCAAAGAAAGGUUGUUGAGGGAGGAGCAUUACCUCCUUUACUAUUAUUAUUAAACUCACCAGUCGAAAAAAUAUUAUUGUAUACUCUGUCGGCUUUAUCAAGUCUGUCAGAGAAUGUUGAUAAUCAAUUGUCGAUUGGUCAAGUCGGUGGCAUUAAACCAAUGAUUAAUAUUUUAUCAUAUAGCCAUGACAAUAGAAUCCCUUUUCAUGCUGCUACAUGUUUAUAUCAUUUAUCUUUAUCUCAAUCAAAUUAUUCAUUAUUAAUUCAACAGGAAUUAUUUGAUGUAUUGUCUAAAAUUAUUAUUGUUAAUUAUACAAACACUUCUCAUGAUUUAUUACAUAUAUGUUUAAAACUAUUAGGAAACCUAUCAAAUAUAAAAGAAGGAAAGGUUAUUAUUAGAAAGAAUCAAUCAAUUAUGAGUAUACUGAGAAUUAUGGUCUAUUCAACAAAUCAUCUCCAAUCUUUAGCAUCAAUUAUUUUUAAUAAUUGUGAAUCCCAUUAG